Molecule: messenger RNA, 1241 nt
Organism: Bicyclus anynana (squinting bush brown)
Lineage: Eukaryota; Metazoa; Arthropoda; Insecta; Lepidoptera; Nymphalidae
Product: homeobox protein GBX-1-like
Exons: 4
Coding region: 207-944 (245 amino acids)
Biological process (GO): regulation of DNA-templated transcription; central nervous system development; neuron differentiation
Molecular function (GO): DNA binding; DNA-binding transcription factor activity, RNA polymerase II-specific
Source: RefSeq, a predicted model, not a curated record
CACAGGUCUAAAUAUACCCCAAUUAACCCCCACCGCUAAUACACUGCUCAAUUAAAUAGUUAACUAAACUAAUUUAAAUAAACUUAAACAAUCUGUGGUGACAAAAGUGUUCGAUGUGCGAAAAUGUCAAAGUGCGAAUCCAUGGCGUAUAAAGUAAAUUAAAAAAAAAAACUAAUUAUCUGUUAUUUUGAUUUUUUUUUUCAACAAUGAUGGAGCAAAGGCCGAACGCCGUGUAUCCUAACUUAUCGGAUUUGAUUUACCAACAAAACAUCGAUCGUCUGAGCAUAGACGACGAGAAAUUCGGUGACAAUUUCUCUGAGAACAUAGAUACGUCGACGUCGCCCGUUUCUUUGGAAGAAGAGGACAGUUCCUCAGUUUUUGGUGUGGACUUGUCCGGGAAAGGGACCAAUUUGGGCGGGAAAUCAUUCACUAUAGCGGCCAUCUUGGGAUUGUCGAAUUCGGAGGAAGAUGUGAUGAACCUAAGCGUGCAAGAGCGGUUGCAUCAGAACCAAAGACAAUUGCAGAGCUACCUGUACGCGGGCCAUGACAUGCAGAGGUUGAACGACGGGUUCUGUAGGACUAUGGUCGGUGUGCCGCCGGCGUUAAGACAAGACAGUCCCAGACCAGACCUGCGGCCGCAGGCGACGCAGCUGAAGUCCAGAACACACCCUGUCACUUGUUCCAAUGGGUCUGGCAGAAGCAAGCGCAUCCGCACGAUCUUCACGCCGGAGCAGCUGGAGCGGCUGGAGGCGGAGUUCGAGCGCCAGCAGUACAUGGUUGGCCCCGAGCGACUCUACCUCGCGCACGCGCUGCAGCUCACCGAGGCGCAGGUGAAGGUGUGGUUCCAGAACCGGCGGAUCAAGUGGCGCAAGCACCACCUGGAGGUAACGCAGCAGCGACUGGCCGUACUGCACCGGCACCGCCCCGACGACGGCGACGUGUAGGCCUGCAGGCGCGACCGAACACUUCCAACUUAUACUAGCACUAGCGGACGCACGCGACUUCGUCCGUGACCUUUUUUGUUUUUUUAUUCUUUACAAGUUAGCCCUUGACUACAAUCUCACCAGAUGGUAAGUAAUGAUGCAGUCUAAGAUGGAAGCGGGCUAACUUGUUAGGAGGAGGAUGAAAAUCCACACCCCUUUCGGUUUCUACACGGCAUCGUACCGGAACGCUAAAUCGCUUGGCGGUACGUCUUUGCCGGUAGGGUGGUAACUAGCCACGGCCGAAGCCUCCCACCAGCC